Molecule: messenger RNA, 4080 nt
Organism: Taeniopygia guttata (zebra finch)
Lineage: Eukaryota; Metazoa; Chordata; Aves; Passeriformes; Estrildidae
Gene: XPO7
Product: exportin 7
Biological process (GO): protein export from nucleus
Cellular component (GO): nuclear pore; cytoplasm
Molecular function (GO): nuclear export signal receptor activity; small GTPase binding
Source: RefSeq, a predicted model, not a curated record
GGCGCAUGCGCGGUGCGGCGGCGGCGGCGCUGAGGGGACGCGGCGGCGCCGGGCCCGGCGCAGGCGGGGGCGGAGGCGCGAGCGGAGCAUGAAUGGGGCAAGAUGGCGGAUCCUGUGCAGAGCCUGGCCCAGCUGGAGAACCUGUGCAAGCAGCUCUAUGAGACCACGGACACGGGCACGCGCCUGCAGGCCGAGAAGGCGCUGGUGGAGUUCACCAACAGCCCCGAGUGCCUGAGCAAGUGCCAGCUGCUGCUCGAGCGCGGCAGCUCCUCCUACUCGCAGCUGUUGGCCGCCACCUGCCUGACCAAGCUGGUGUCGCGCAGCUCCAACGCCCUUCCCCUGGAGCAGCGCCUCGACAUCCGGAAUUACGUGCUGAACUACCUGGCCACGCGGCCCAAGCUGGCCACCUUCGUGACGCAGGCGCUGAUCCAGCUCUACGCCCGCAUCACCAAGCUGGGCUGGUUCGACUGCCAGAAGGACGAGUUCGUCUUCAGGAACGUCAUCAACGACGUCACGCGCUUCCUGCAGGACAGUGUGGAGCACUGCAUCAUAGGAGUGACAAUCCUGUCCCAAUUAACAAAUGAAAUUAAUCAAGCGGACACGUCGCACCCGCUGACCAAACACCGCAAAAUCGCCUCUUCCUUCCGCGACUCCUCCCUGUUCGACAUCUUCACCCUCUCCUGCAGCCUCCUCAAACAGGCCUCAGGGAAGAGCCUGCACCUGCCGGACGAGAGCCAGCAGGGGCUGCUGAUGCAGCUGCUGAAGCUGACCCACAACUGCCUCAGCUUCGACUUCAUCGGCACCUCCACCGACGAGUCCUCCGACGACCUGUGCACCGUGCAGAUCCCCACCAGCUGGAGAUCGGCUUUCCUGGAUUCCUCCACCCUGCAGCUGUUUUUUGACCUUUAUCAUUCCAUCCCUCCCUCCUUCUCUCCGCUGGUUCUGUCCUGCCUGGUGCAGAUCGCCUCCGUGCGCCGCUCGCUCUUCAACAACGCCGAGCGCGCCAAGUUCCUCUCGCACCUGGUGGACGGAGUCAAACGGAUCCUGGAGAACCCCCAGAGUCUGUCGGACCCCAACAAUUACCACGAGUUCUGCCGGCUGCUGGCCCGGCUGAAGAGCAAUUACCAGCUGGGGGAGCUGGUGAAGGUGGAGAACUACCCCGAGGUGAUCCGCCUGAUCGCCAACUUCACCGUCACCAGCCUGCAGCACUGGGAAUUCGCCCCCAACAGCGUGCACUACCUGCUGAGCCUGUGGCAGCGCCUGGCCGCCUCGGUGCCCUACGUGAAGGCCACGGAGCCGCACAUGCUGGAGACCUACACGCCCGAGGUGACCAAAGCCUACAUCACCUCCCGCCUGGAGUCCGUGCACAUCAUCCUCAGGGAUGGCCUGGAGGACCCUCUGGAGGACACGGGGCUGGUGCAGCAGCAGCUGGACCAGCUGUCCACCAUCGGGCGCUGCGAGUACGAGAAGACGUGCGCGCUGCUGGUGCAGCUCUUCGACCAGGCCGCCCAGUCCUACCAGGAGCUGCUGCAGAGCGCCAGCGCCAGCCCCAUGGACCUGGCGGUGCAGGAAGGGCGGCUGACGUGGCUGGUUUACAUCAUCGGCGCCGUCAUCGGCGGCCGCGUCUCCUUCGCCAGCACGGACGAGCAGGACGCCAUGGACGGGGAGCUGGUCUGCAGGGUGCUGCAGCUGAUGAACCUGACGGACUCGCGGCUGGCGCAGGCGGGGAACGAGAAGCUGGAGCUGGCCAUGCUCAGCUUCUUCGAGCAGUUCCGCAAGAUCUACAUCGGGGACCAGGUCCAGAAAUCCUCCAAGCUGUACCGGCGGCUCUCGGAGGUUCUGGGGCUGAACGACGAGACCAUGGUGCUGAGCGUCUUCAUCGGGAAGAUCAUCACCAACCUGAAGUACUGGGGCCGCUGCGAGCCCAUCACCUCCAAGACCCUUCAGCUGCUCAACGACCUCUCCAUCGGGUACAGCAGCGUGCGGAAGCUGGUGAAGCUCAGCGCCGUGCAGUUCAUGCUCAACAAUCACACGAGCGAGCACUUUUCCUUCCUGGGGAUCAACAGCCAGUCCAGCCUGUCGGACAUGCGCUGCCGCACCACCUUCUACACCGCGCUGGGCCGGCUGCUCAUGGUGGAUUUAGGGGAGGACGAGGAUCAGUACGAGCAGUUCAUGCUGCCCCUCACCGCUGCCUUCGAGGCCGUGGCUCAGAUGUUCAGCACCAACUCCUUCAACGAGCAGGAGGCCAAGCGCACGCUGGUGGGGCUGGUGCGGGACCUGCGCGGCAUCGCCUUCGCCUUCAACGCCAAAACCUCCUUCAUGAUGCUCUUCGAGUGGAUUUACCCCUCGUACCUGCCCAUCCUGCAGAGAGCCAUCGAGCUCUGGUACCACGACCCCGCCUGCACCACGCCCGUGCUCAAACUCAUGGCUGAGCUGGUCCACAACAGGUCCCAGCGGCUGCAGUUCGACGUCUCCUCUCCCAACGGGAUCCUGCUUUUCCGGGAGACCAGCAAGAUGAUCACCACCUACGGGAAUCGCAUCCUGACGCUGGGCGAGGUGCCCAAGGAGCAGGUGUACGCGCUGAAGCUGAAGGGCAUCUCCAUCUGCUUCUCCAUGCUGAAGGCGGCGCUCAGCGGCAGCUACGUCAACUUCGGCGUCUUCCGACUGUACGGCGACGACGCGCUGGACAACGCGCUGCAGACCUUCAUCAAGCUGCUGCUCUCCAUCCCGCACAGCGACCUGCUGGAUUAUCCCAAGCUGAGCCAAUCCUACUAUUCCCUGCUGGAAGUGCUGACCCAGGACCACAUGAACUUCAUCGCCAGCCUGGAGCCGCACGUCAUCAUGUACAUCCUGUCCUCCAUCUCCGAGGGGCUCACCGCGCUCGACACGAUGGUGUGCACGGGCUGCUGCUCCUGCCUGGACCACAUCGUCACGUACCUGUUCAAGCAGCUCUCGCGCAGCUCCAAGAAGAGAUCGACGGCGCUGGCGCAGGAGAGCGACCGCUUCCUGCACAUCAUGCAGCAGCACCCCGAGAUGGUGCAGCAGAUGCUCUCCACGGUGCUGAACAUCAUCAUCUUCGAGGACUGCCGGAACCAGUGGUCCAUGUCCCGGCCCCUGCUCGGCCUCAUCCUGCUCAACGAGAAGUACUUCUCGGACCUGCGGAACAGCAUCGUCAACAGCCAGCCCCCGGAGAAGCAGCAGGCCAUGCACCUCUGCUUCGAGAACCUCAUGGAGGGCAUCGAGCGCAACCUGCUCACCAAGAACCGCGACAGGUUCACCCAGAACCUCUCGGCGUUCCGGAGGGAAGUCAACGACUCCAUGAAGAACUCGAGCUACGGCGUCAACAGCAACGACAUGAUGAGCUGACAGCCGCAGAUCCCGAAUCCCAAAUCCCGAAUCCCGAAUUCCCGGGAGCAGGAGCAGCAGGGGCAGCUCACCUGGGCAGGUGUUUUCCCGUGGGAAGGGCAGAAUCCAGCUGCAGGAAUUCCAAGGUGUCUGUGUCUUCUCUUUUUCCCUUCCCCGCCCGGAACGUGGAACCGGCGGCGGCUCGGCCGCGGAAAAACCUGCCUUGUAUAAAAGAAAAAACAAACAAACAAACAAAAAACCAACAAAAAAAAAAGAAAAAAAAAAAAAACAUGUACAUUUUUUCAUAACAUUUUGGAGCAAGGUUUAUAUUGAGUUUCAGAAAAACGAGAUGAUUAAAAAAAAAAAAUUAAAAAAAAAAAAAAGACAAAAAAAAUCAUAAAAAAAUACACACCAAAAAAAAAAAAAAAAAAGAUACAAAAAAAAACGACAAAAGGACAAAAAAAACAAAGUGUGAUUGAAAUUUUUACAGAGUCUUGGUGCAGCUGGUGUGAGGGUUGUGAAUGCGAGUGAGGAAAGCGUGGCCUAAAGCUUUACUGGGCGAGGGGGUGGCUGUGUGAAAGUGCAGAGAUCUAUUUAGUGAGAGGAGCUGUAGAGAGAAGCGAAAUCUCAAAACGACGCAAAAAAAAUAAAAAAAUGAAAAAAAAAACCGACGGAAAAAAAAAAAAUUUAAAAUAAUAAUAAUAAUAAAAAAAAAACACCACAAAAAAAAAAAAA